AUGGCAAUUAUCAUUACUUUAAUUUUACAACCAAGACUAUUUAAUACUAAUAGAAAUGAACAAGAUGUUACAAGUAAGAACAAUGGUAUGAAUAAAAUGAUAUUCAAUGAAACAAAUGAUGAUCUUUCAUUUAAUGAUGCUAAUCAUAAAAUAGAAGGAAUAACACUUGAUAAUGUGUUUAAACAUUCAGCUUUAUGUGGUAGAGAUUCAUUUGGUAUUACACUAAUAGAAUAUUCAUGUUUGAGUUAUUUAGCAUAUUCAAAGAAAUGGAAUGAUACAGUUCAAUCAAAAAAUAUAACAGAAUAUCUCAAAAGAAGAGGUUGGGAAAUAGAGUUUCAUAGUGAUGAAUCAAUGCUAUCAUAUGUUGUAGGAUAUAAUAUCAAAAAUAAAGUUAAAAUCAUUUCAUUCAAAGGAACAGAUUCAAUAAAUGAUUUAAUUUCAGAUGUAAAGUUAUUUGGAGAAGCCAUAAUUCCAAAAGCCUUUAAUAUCAUUCCAUUAUUUACAAAACAAACACUUCAAAAAGUGAGUUAUGUAAUGUCGUUUUUUGGGUCAAAAGCAUUUCCAACCAAUUAUAAUAAUCUUAUUAAUAUUGCAAAGAAUGAAGUAAAUAAAUACAAUGAAUCAACAAUACAAAUUGUACUUACUGGACAUUCACUUGGAGGGGCAAUUGCAAAUGUUGUUGGAAGUGAUAUUGGAUUAGCAAAUGUUGGAAUCUCUCCACCUGGAAUAUAUUUAGGAACAAAGAGUUUUGGAAUCAAGAAGAAGAAUAUGAAUAUAUUUACAAGAGUGGUAAUCCCAGAGAAUGAUUUGGUUGCAUCAAUGGGAAUACAUGGAGGAGUACAAAUAAAUAUUCCUUGUUAUGAUUAUUUCUGGAAAUGUCAUAACCUUAAAAAUACUCUUUGUACAAUUGCGGCAUUAUGUCAUGAGAAAGAAAUGAAUAAUUUAUGUAAAGAAGAAUGGAAUAAAUGGAAUUUCAAUUCAAUAACAUGGUAA
Entamoeba dispar SAW760 is the source of this 993-nucleotide messenger RNA. RefSeq lists its product as uncharacterized. The record is from RefSeq and is a predicted model, not a curated record. Gene Ontology annotation, biological process: lipid metabolic process. Lineage: Eukaryota; Evosea; Mastigamoebida; Endamoebidae. The coding region runs from base 1 to 993 and encodes 330 amino acids. The transcript has a single exon.